CAUUGAAUAACGCAAAAGAGUCUUUGACAAGUAACCCAAGAAAUGAAGGGUACUACCAUAUUUGGUUUCUUCCUUUUUUCUUCUGCCUUCUUCUCAUACCUACCUUGGGCCACUGCUGGUGUGGUGGUGGACACAGAUGGUAAUCCAAUCAUAAAUGGUGGCGCAUAUUAUAUCUCACCGGUUAUAUGGGCAGUGGGCGGGGGAAUAGGAUACGCCAAAACUGGAAACGAAACAUGCCCUCUAUCUGUUGUAGUAGAGAAUGAGUUGUCUCCAGGACUACCAAUCAGAAUUUCAAGCCCUUUCAAAAUUCUUUAUAUCAAUACUGGCCUUCCUCUGGAUUUGGCAUUCACUGCUGUGCCUAAGUGUGCCCCCACUCCAUCAAAGUGGACUGUUGUCGAGGGUCUACCUCACGGACCAGUUGUUAAACUCACUGGUUAUGAUCAUACAGUGAAUGGUUGGUUUCUAAUUGAGAAAGGUGAGAUUGACUUUGCCUAUAAGCUUCGCUUCUGUGAAAUAAACACCGACAAGUGCGGAUAUGUUGGGACUCAUGUUCAAGGCUUCCACAAGACCUUGGUUUUGAAGGAAAAGAAUCCGUUACUCGUUGUUUUUAGGAAAGUUGAAAAAGAUGAUGCUUGA
Molecule: messenger RNA, 636 nt
Organism: Abrus precatorius (Indian licorice)
Lineage: Eukaryota; Viridiplantae; Streptophyta; Magnoliopsida; Fabales; Fabaceae
Product: trypsin inhibitor B-like
Exons: 1
Coding region: 43-636 (197 amino acids)
Molecular function (GO): endopeptidase inhibitor activity
Source: RefSeq, a predicted model, not a curated record